CAAAUAAUUCCCGGCGCAGUACUAACACAACUGCGUAGUAGAAAAACAAAGCGGACACUCACAAAGAACCUGAAAGAAAGAAUCAUAAAAACUCUCUUUCUCUCUCUUCAUCUCUCACUAAAUUCUGUCACUCGCUCUUGUGCUCCCUCACUCUGUUGUUCUCCACCCGCUCUCAGUAUCCGGUCCAAUCAUCGGCUAAAAAAAUUGGGUCCGGUCCGUUCAAUCGAACCAAAUAAACUGCAACUCUGUUCAGGUUUUUUUUUGUUUAUGUCUCCUACAAAACCUAGUUGUGCUCGUAUACUAAUAUUAGUGGUAGCUACUAUGAACCUACAAAACAUUGAAUUAGCGUAACUGAAGAAUGCCGGGGAUUCCUUUAGUCACUCGUGAAACCUCCUCAUAUAGCAGAAGCACGAUAGAUCAGAUGUGCCGUGAAGAGGGACGUGGUGGUGGUGGUGGUGGUUUGCAUUUAACUGAAGAAGAAGAAAUUGCUGCUGAAGAAAGUCUUUCGAUGUAUUGCAAGCCUGUUGAGCUUUAUAAUAUUCUUCAGCGUCGGGCCAUUGGAAAUCCGUCGUAUUUGCAAAGAUGCUUGCGUUAUAAAAUACAGGUGAAGAAUAAAAGAAGAAUACAAAUGACAAUUUCGAUGCCUGUUACUCUAAAUGGAUCUGUACAAUCAGAUAAUCUAUUUCCCUUGUACAUUUUGUUGGCAAGGCUUGUAUCCAAAAUUGGGGUUUUAGAGUAUUCUGCAGUAUAUCACUUUAGUCGACCGUGUGUUUUGACCAACUUUGCUGGAGUCGAGGGCAGUACUCAAGCGCAAACAAAUUUCGUUCUCCCUGAGAUGAAUAAGCUAGCAUCAGAGGUCAAAUCUGGCUCACUGUAUGUCUUGCUUGUCAGCUUUGCUGGGGCUCAAAGUUCUAUGCAUGGAAUUGAUUUAACCAACGGUCAUUUGGAAAAUGUUGGAGGAUGCUGUCUAUUGGGGAAGAUACCAUUAGACUCGCUUUGUAAUUUCUGGGAGAAGUCACCAAAUUUGGGUUUGGGACAACGAGUGGAGGUGACAUCUCCUGUUGACAUGAUGGCUUGCUUCUUGAAGUUGACUUGUUUGACCGAGGACAACUGUGUUUUAAUUCAAAUUCCAUUUAAUUCUGAAACUGUGAAUACAUCACAGCUGCAAGUCAACGUUUCUGCAGAAGAGGUUGGGGCUAAGGAAAAAUCUUCCUAUCAUUCAUACACCUGUGGUGACAUUUCUUCUUCAUCGUUGUCUCAUAUCAUUCGGUUGAGGGCAGGAAAUGUGAUUUUCAACUAUAGGUAUUACAAUAAUAAGUUGCAGAAAACUGAAGUAACUGAAGACUUUUCCUGCCCAUUCUGCUUGGUAAAAUGUGCAAGCUUCAAGGGUCUGAGAUAUCACUUGCCUUCAUCACAUGAUCUCUUCAACUUUGAAUUUUGGAUAACGGAAGAAUUUCAAGCUGUAAAUAUAUUUGUGAAAACUGAUAUUUGGAGAUCUGAGAUUGUUGCAGAUGGUAUUGAUCCAAAACAACAAACCUUCUUCUUUUGCUCAAAGAAACCAAAGCGCAAAAGACCCAAGAACCUUGUUCAAAAGGCAAAGAAUGUACUUGACAAGACUCUGAGCAGGCAACAGGGAGCUGGUGAGCUGCUUGACAAGAUUGGUGGCGGUGGGAAGGAUUUGCAAACCGCUAGCUUGUGUAGCAGAGAGUAUGGAGAACACAAUCGUUCUGGUGCUGAUGUUGUGGGGGUUUCAGGUUCUGCAGCACAUUCAUAUCCUGAUGCUGAAUGUGCUCAAAUGGUACCUGGGAAUAAUCUUGCACCUCCUGCCAUGCUACAAUUUGCAAAGACAAGAAAAUUAUCAAUUGAACGGUCUGACAUGAGAAACCGUACGCUCCUUCACAAACGACAAUUUUUUCACUCACAUAGAGCUCAGCCAAUGGCAGUUGAGCAAGUUAUGUCAGAUCGGGAUAGUGAGGAUGAAGUUGACGAUGAUGUUGCAGAUUUUGAAGACCGAAGGAUGCUUGAUGAUUUUGUAGACGUGACUAAAGAUGAGAAGCAAAUGAUGCACUUGUGGAACUCAUUUGUGAGGAAGCAGCGGGUUCUUGCAGAUGGACAUAUCCCGUGGGCAUGCGAGGCAUUCACGAGAUUGCAUGGACACAACCUUGUCCUAGCCCCAGCUCUGAUUUGGUGUUGGAGAUUAUUUAUGAUCAAACUGUGGAAUCACGGACUACUUGAUGCGCGGACGAUGAACAUGUGUAAUAUGAUUCUUGAACAAAUCCAAAAGCAGGAUUUGGAUCCUAUGAAAAGCUAGAGAUUGCAUGGACAAGGAGGAAUAAAAUUUGCCUUUACAUUUAUUAUUUUGUUCUUGCAUUUAAUUGUGGAGCUCAAUUGCCUACCUUUCCCUUCGUCUCCGCUCAUCAUACUAUGUUCCUGUUGAUCUGCUAAGUUCACAUACACGGAACCACCAAUAUCCACACGAUGAAGUUUUGUUUUAUAUUAAAUAUUUAAGAUCGUGCUGAUUGCUAGAGAGUAGCUGUUCUA
Populus euphratica (Euphrates poplar) is the source of this 2541-nucleotide messenger RNA. Its product is annotated as polycomb group protein EMBRYONIC FLOWER 2-like. Gene Ontology annotation, molecular function: chromatin DNA binding. NCBI's taxonomy places the organism in Eukaryota, Viridiplantae, Streptophyta, Magnoliopsida, Malpighiales, Salicaceae. The coding region runs from base 359 to 2311 and encodes 650 amino acids. The record is from RefSeq and is a predicted model, not a curated record. The transcript has 22 exons. Gene Ontology annotation, cellular component: nucleus.